GUGAAAUCAGCUGUAAAAAUGAGUGGUAAGUCUAAACCCGCUGAGGAGGAAGUGGUCCCAAUUGAACCAUUCGCUCACCACUCGAGGCAACCCAUAUGCGGGACGAGGAGUAGAUACCGGUGUGGACGGCGGGGAACGGCUGUCAAAGUGAUGACCAUCAGCGACGAGUCCAAGUAUCUCCUCAUACAUGGCGUGCCGGACAUCAAAUGCGAUGUCAAAGAGGAGUUGCGAAGAGUGUGCGACCGGUUCGGCGCCAUUGACGGUCUCUUCGCCACCGAUUAUCCCACGAGCGAAGAGUUUACGAAAGUUUUUCUCAUUAAUUACAAGAACUUCGCGAACGCCGUGAAGGCGAAGAAGUCGUUAGACGACCGCGACUUCUUGGGAUCCGUUCUGCACGUGUGUUACGCACCGGAACGCGAGACCAUCGAUGAGACCAGAGAUAAGUUGCGCCAAAGAAGGAGAUAUGUGUCUAACGUGUUGACCAAAGGACAUCUGAAGACCACGAGAAGCGAACCAUUGGAUUGCCAUCGAGUGGCCGAUGAAUGUGGUGUCGAAUCGCCGGAAGUAGUGGUCGAGAAGGCGACUGAAGACAAGUUAAAGCGAAAAUACAGUGAAAUACCCGAAAAGUCUUCGCACGAAAGCCAAUCACCAGUGGAUCCGUCAUCGGAGCCAAAGCGUGCGAAACUGACGCCAAAGAUUCGGUGGCGGAAGUAGUGGACACUCAUUACCACAGAUAGAUAUACAGAAAAUUGUCUUUUAUUGUCAAACAAUGGUAGACAUGGAGGAUGUGAUUACAAAAUAGACCCAAACUCUGGAGGCAGACACUGGCGGCCAAGGCUUUCGCCAACUUCUUGUUAGCGCUGGACACUGAGGGCUGGUAUUCCACGCCUCCCAUAAUCACCUGCCAAUCAAAUCCAAUCAAUUAAUCCGAUGCCUCACCACCUCAUGAGCUCACGAGGAAUACUACAAUACCACCCAUACCUUGAACGUGAAGUUCUUGCGGUGCGCCGGACCCUCUUCGCUCACCUGCUCAUAGACCGGGACAGAGACCUUGCGUUUGGCGCACAUCUCGUACAGCAUCGACACCGGGUUCUUGACGCCACCGCCGGCGCCGCCAUCGGUGGCCCCCCUUUUGGACACCAACUGCGCCGGCAGAUUGCGCACCAGCUCCUCCUCGGCCACUAAACCCUUUUUAUCCAUUUUGAUGUCCAGCGCUAUCGGGUCGACCGGCCCCUCAUUAUUCUUACCCAACCCCUGGCCCGGACACCAACCCAUACGCAUCAGUAGAUGCAUACCGACCCCUCCCGUGAUGGGCGCCGCAGUCUUGAGCUGAUCCUAUGGUCCGA
Messenger RNA from Oppiella nova, 1346 nucleotides. The record is from the annotation of a GenBank genome assembly. NCBI's taxonomy places the organism in Eukaryota, Metazoa, Arthropoda, Arachnida, Sarcoptiformes, Oppiidae.